Talaromyces amestolkiae is the source of this 642-nucleotide messenger RNA. RefSeq lists its product as uncharacterized. Lineage: Eukaryota; Fungi; Ascomycota; Eurotiomycetes; Eurotiales; Trichocomaceae. Gene Ontology annotation, biological process: protein targeting to ER. Gene Ontology annotation, cellular component: membrane; signal peptidase complex. The transcript is spliced from 3 exons. Bases 1 to 642 code for a protein of 213 amino acids. The record is from RefSeq and is a predicted model, not a curated record.
AUGGCAUCCGCAUCGCCCAAGGUGCCCGUCUACUCUCUCAAUGACCUAAAAAGCACAACCGACGACGCCUUCACACCAUACCUUUGCACCCUCCCUCAACCCUACACCUUCACGCGCGACAACUCCAAAACCACCAUCCGCUUCAUCCUAGGUUAUACUGCCGUCGCAAUCGCCGGUGUCACGUUCUAUCUGGACCGCCAAUUGGGCUGGGAAGCCACGGAGGCAGUAUGGGUGAAAUGGGCUGUUGGAGUUUAUUUCUUGCUGAAUACGUUACUGCAAUACUGGAUUUGGGCGGUGGAGGCUGGGGAGGUGUUUAGGGGUGUUAGGCGAGAUGGGAAUGCUAUAUCAAUCCAAUCCCUCACAAAAAAGCACAGUCCCAUCUACAAAAUCAAAGUUCAAUACGCCUCCCCCGCCGGCAAAAUCUAUCAGCGCAAGGAGAUCGAGUCUCCGUUCACGGCAUGGUUUUCGGCGAAUGGAACGUUUCAUCCAGAGCCGUUCAGGGCUUGGCUUGCGAAGGAGAUUGAUAUCCUGAAAGAGGCUGAGACGGAGACGCUCAAAAAGACUGGUAAUGUUUCUGCGCAUGUCGGUGUUGUGGAGGAGUCUGUUGGCAGUAGUAAGAAGGGAAAGGGCAAGAAGAAAUAG